Hemisphaericaspora subhashii is the source of this 3156-nucleotide messenger RNA. RefSeq lists its product as uncharacterized. The coding region runs from base 1 to 3156 and encodes 1051 amino acids. The record is from RefSeq and is a predicted model, not a curated record. Lineage: Eukaryota; Fungi; Ascomycota; Pichiomycetes; Serinales; Debaryomycetaceae. Gene Ontology annotation, molecular function: FMN binding; NAD(P)H dehydrogenase (quinone) activity. The transcript is spliced from 2 exons.
AUGGCCCGUUCCGUGAAAGAAGGGGCAGAACGUGCAGGUAUUGCUACAAAUGUCGAUAUUCUUCAAGUCCCAGAAACUUUAUCUCAAGAAAUCUUAGAUAAAAUGCACGCACCUCCAAAAGCUGAUGAUAUCCCAAUUGCAACCACGAAGAAAUUAUUAGAAUAUGAUGCAUACAUAUUUGGGGUUCCUACUAGAUUCGGACACGCAGCUGCUCAAUUGCAUGCCUAUUGGGAUGCAACUGGUGGUCUUUGGGCUCAAGGACAAUUACACGGGAAACCUGCUGGUAUAUUCGUAUCAACUGGAACUACAAAUGGAGGUCAAGAAGCCACUGCCCGUAACUUUAUAGAAUAUUUUGUUCAUCAUGGUAUGCCAUAUGUUCCGUUAGGUUAUUCUACACUUUUUGAUGAAUUCAAUAGAAAUGAGGUUAGAGGUGGAAGUCCAUAUGGUGCAGGUACUUAUGCUGGGGCUGAUGGGAGUAGAUCUCCAACUGAAUUGGAAAAGAGCAUGGCUGCUCAACAAGGUAAAGAUUUCGUCAAGACUGCCAUUAAAUUUGUAGCAACCCUUCCUCCAAAUUCAAAAUCUAUCCCACUUGAAGAAGAAGAAGACGUUGAUCCUCUUGCUGGAAAGGCUCCUGUUGAGAAGGCUAAAGAGGGUGCAACUGAAAAGACUAAAGAUGGGAAGAAGACAAUUACAGGAACUGGAGAGACCGUUGCAGCUACCACUGCUGCUCCAACUACCGCUGGCGCUAGAGCCCAGCAAACUUCUCAAACUCCUGAAACUGAAGAGAAGGGAUUCUGUUCUAAAUACGAAACUGGAAGAUCCAUGCUUUGGAUCCUACUUUUCCCGCCUGAAGUUGUUCAGAUUAUAUUUGAUGAUAUACCUCUCCCGUACCUGCGGGAGUAUAUCGACAUAGAUCAAAUUGGCGUGUAUGCAUUCAAUUCAUUAUACUCCAAUAUCGUGAUCGUUGAUUGCGCAAGUGAAUAUCGCAGUUCCAUAAAGAUGCCCAAGGCUCUACCUGGCGAGACAGAUGUAUUUUCAAGACCUUUCAAUUGCAAGAAAAUCCAUGGUAGUUUAAAAUAUCCGGGGAAUUUACCCUUUAAUAAUAGAGUCAGAGAUUGGAAAGCCCCCGCAGAAUAUUUUUUAGAUUUGGAAGAGUUUAUUGAGUUUAUUCAGGUAAAUCCAAAGUUUUCUCCGUCAAAGAUAACAUUUGUUAGGCCCAGGGAUUUGCUAAGGUUCCAAUCAGUUUGCUCUGACAUGAGUUCCAAAGUACGAAGGAUCCAUUUGUAUACUAAAUUGGACAUCAAAAGGGAGGCUUACUUCGACAACGAGUUUGGAGACUGCGAGAAAGUGAUGUGCAGUGCAAUUCCCAAUGUAAGAUACAGUUACAUAUUAAGAGACAUUGAUCCUUUAGAUGUGCGGCUUCCACACCUCAUGUACUAUGUUCUGCUAAUUGAAUGUCCAAUAGGGAAUUUUGAAACUACAUUUAAAGGACUUUCCAUUACACACCUUGUACUUGAUUUGGUUGAAAUAAAUGCUGAUGAUUUGGAGUUCCUUCCUAGUACUGUAAAAUAUUUAUCAUUGAAGCGAUCGUUGUGGCUGAACUCGAAUGUGUUGGACAUAAAGUUCCCUCCUCAUUUGAUUGAAUUAGACAUCAAUCAGUUUGGGGAUAGUUGUACUAGGGUGGUUGAUCUACUGGCUUUAAAUAAGCUUCGCUAUCUUAAAAUUUCUCCAUUACAGAUCACAGCAUUUUCGGAUUUAAAAUUACCAAAAUCCAUUGAGAUGUUAAAAUUAGGGGCUUCUAGGUUGGAAAGCUUAGAUGGAAUAGAAGAGUAUAAGAAUCUACAUAGCAUGUAUUUUCAGCCAUAUAUCGAUCCAUAUUUUAAUACGCAAUGGUAUAUUUCCGAAGAAGAUGGUUGGGUUGACUUGUGGGAGGAUAAAACUUUAUUUUGUGCACAACAUUACUGGGCAGGAGCUUUUGGCUUAACUCGCUUUCCAAAAGCACGAAUUAACAAACUUCAGAUCAGUGGUAAUUACGGAAGUCCGGAGCUUCGGACCUGGCUGUGUUUACAUAUUGAUAGUUAUCCUAAUUUGACAGUUUUGGAUCUAUCUAACACGUCGUUGUCACUGAUUACUUCGUGGAUAUUCCCAGAGACCUUGAUGGUGUUGAGCCUUUCUUCAUGCGGUAUUCUUAAAUUCCAGAAUCAUAAUGUGGCCAAUUUAAAAAACAUACGAAGAUUGAGCUUGCAUGAUAAUGGAUUAAUCACUGUAGAAGAUCUUCUAGAAACCCUUUCUUCGAGUUUGAAAGAGCUUGACUUGCUGGUUAACAUGAUUUCUAAGUUUCAGGGCUCUUAUUUAUCAUUAAUAUCCCUUAAUUUAUCACUCAAUGAUUUACCUAUACCUACCCAUGAGAAUCUCAGCGUGCCAGAUUGUUGUGAAAGAUUGUGUUUGGAUAAUAAUUGGAUUUCAGAAUUUGAGAAAUCAUUCCACUUUCCAAAGAAUUUGAAAGAAUUAUCUAUCAACGAAAGCAAUUUAACCUCAAUAAACAAUGAAAACUUUUUCAAUAAACUUCCACAGGGCUUACGUUAUCUUCUUUUAGGAUUUCAUGAACAGCCUACCGAGACCCUGGCCAAUUGGAAUUUCCCAAAAAGUUUACGCCAAUUAUGCUUAAAAAAUGCUUCUCCAAUGUUGGCACUCAAUGACCUUCCAUACUUGGAAGAAUUGGUGGUAACGGAUUCAGUGACCAUGUUAGAUCUGCUCCCGCCAAGUUUAAAGAAGAUGGAAUUGGAGGAUUGGACAGGAUCGUUAGCCCGCUUGGUUAAUUUAGAGGUGGUUCUGUUGUCAGGAUGGGAAUAUGAUAAAAACGACCUCGAUUCAGUGACUAAAAAUAUACUUGUUCCAGAAUCAGUUAAAUAUAUCACAGUUUAUGAUCCUGAUGCUUCUCUGGUAGUUGAUUUUAGAAGAUGCAAACAAUUACAUUAUAUCGAGUUACGAGAGUGCUCCCUUGAUAAAUUUACAGAGUGCAUGCUAGAAUUGCUUGAGAGCAAUCCUCGAAUUCGAGUUCAUUUGGGGGCACUGAUGUCAUUUUUAGAAAACAGCACACUUGAAAAUUUGCGAGAGCUGGGGGGAUUGGUAUACGAUGAUUUAGCUGCGUCGUGA